Dibothriocephalus latus is the source of this 966-nucleotide messenger RNA. Lineage: Eukaryota; Metazoa; Platyhelminthes; Cestoda; Diphyllobothriidea; Diphyllobothriidae. The record is from the annotation of a GenBank genome assembly.
AUGGUUGGGGGCGAUUCUUCUUCGAAUAAAGUGGAGGACUGCUCGGAGACCUGCUCUUACAAGCCAGCUAAUAUGCAAAUCGUCAGAAUUUUGCUCAACGAUCAGUUGGGCAAAUUGAUUUGCCUGCACACCAAAUUUAACGACUCUCCGGACCAGGACGCUAUCGUUCUCCUUCAAAAGACCCCCUUUCCCAACGAUGUGCAGGCACUCUGUGAGGCUCGUCUAGGACUUCCUUUCUCUGAGGACAAGAAGCAAAAAGUGGAGGGGAAGGCGCAUAAAGGAUCAGAGGAGAGUCUUGUAUUCCCCGAGUGGAAAGCUGGCAGAGUUACAGACAAUGACAUCUACCACCGGCGUCUCGUGCAAGCCGGGCUCGAAGACCUAAACACCCUCAAUAUGACUGUGAUCCACCCUGCGGGACCACAACAUUUUGUCAAGUACACGGCUUCCGGACGUCGGUUGGUUCUCGAAACUCCAAAGAUCUACUCCGAGGUCGUUUUGCCCUUCCUGGCGGCCAAACCUGGCGACCUAGCCUGGGUAGACAACCUUCUAAAUGGGACAGCGGAGGUGGAUAAAGUGCUCUUCACUGAUCCGGACGAAUCCUUGGGCUUUACCUUGGCCGUUGAUUUCCGCUGGGAUGGGCGCCACAGCAGCGAUAGUAUUGCAGAGAAUAGGGCAGCAGUUACAUCGGCAAGCCUCAGUGAGGAUCAGAUUUUUGCCUACUUUCACUAUCCGCCCACCUUCUACCGACUGCAUAUGCACUUUGCGCAUGUGGAUUGUGCGCCCGAUGGUGGCACUCAGACGGGCAAGGCUUACCUCGCCGAGGACGUUAUCGCCAAUCUGGAGCAGGACGGGGAGUUCUACGCCCGCCGGACCAUGCCCAUCUUUCUGCGUGAGAACCAACCUUUGCUAGCAGAAAUUCGAAAGGCAACUUCAAUGACAGCAACGAGUCCCGAAAACAAACAAUGA